Messenger RNA from Penicillium longicatenatum, 213 nucleotides. RefSeq lists its product as uncharacterized. The coding region runs from base 1 to 213 and encodes 70 amino acids. The record is from RefSeq and is a predicted model, not a curated record. The transcript has a single exon. Lineage: Eukaryota; Fungi; Ascomycota; Eurotiomycetes; Eurotiales; Aspergillaceae.
AUGUUGCUCUUUGCGGACCCUGACCCAGACGACGAUAGCAACCGCAGAGAAGACGACGAAGAUGGCCGCGCCCGAGGCCGCGACGGCCACCUCCGAGCCCAGGCUCAGCAUAGCCGCCUCGCUGGCGUUUUACUUGCCGAAAUGGCUGGUGUUGGUGCGCGCGCAGUUUGGGAGAUCGCUUUCGAUCGCUCAUUCGCCAAGUAUCCCUUCUAG